Molecule: messenger RNA, 309 nt
Organism: Cetraspora pellucida
Lineage: Eukaryota; Fungi; Glomeromycota; Glomeromycetes; Diversisporales; Gigasporaceae
Source: the annotation of a GenBank genome assembly
AUGACAAGUCCCAAAUGGCAUAGGUACUUUGAUGACAGUGACGUUAGUGAUUGGAGUAUCCUCAGAUUUCAUGAAGCAUGGAUACAUGAAAAUAAAGAUGAAAUAAGAAGGUUAAACUAUCAAAAAGCAAACGAUGCUCUUACAAAAAGUCUACGUUCUCUUAUCAACGAUUGUAAAGACGAAAUGAAGAUGCAGGAAGCCGCGAGACUUUUGGCAAAUAAGGCAAGUACAUCAUGCACAUCCUAUGUUGUUCAUGCUAGGAGGAAUCAACUGUUUGCUGGUCCUCUGAAUGCCUGUUUGGAUGCAUGA